Rhopilema esculentum is the source of this 4967-nucleotide messenger RNA. NCBI's taxonomy places the organism in Eukaryota, Metazoa, Cnidaria, Scyphozoa, Rhizostomeae, Rhizostomatidae. The record is from RefSeq and is a predicted model, not a curated record.
ACAGGUUUUUUGAUAAGGUACAUUUUUUUAUUUAAAAAAUUAAUACAUAGCACUAGCAAAGAGUUUGUCCCACUGUAGGGAAGUUAUAUACAAUAUUACACUAUUACAGCAUCAAGAAACAGCCCAAUUCAAACAAAUCUUGAAAAAGAAAGAGACACCAAAUUAUGAAAAAGAGAGCUCUGACAUAGAAAAUGAUUCAGAAAUUACGGAGACACUGAGUAACCCCAGCCAAAAACUCAUGUUAAGCUCCCAAGAAACUGACACACAAGAAACUAACACACAAGAAACAUACAAUGAUUUUGAGACACUGGAGAAAAACGAUAAUUUUGAGCAACAAGAAAUUGGUAACGCUAGAAUCAAUUUGAAAUCUCAAGUCUCAAAAAUAAAGGAAAAAUGUUUCCAAAUGUUUGGUGAAAAUGGUGAAGCAAUCACUGAUCCAGCUCAAUUUAAAAAGCUUUGUAAUGAUGCAGGGGCAACAACAAUUUUUGAAACGAUAGUAGAAGCUAUGUCAACUGCCAGACAAACAGCUGAAAGAAAAAAAUUGAUUGAAAAAAGGGCUGUUUCAAUUAUAUACAGCCUUGUCUACGGUCAGUCGCAAAGGGCUAAUUGGUUUCAAGUGGCAACUGCCAGGACUCUAAGAGGCUUUGGGGUUACAAGUAAGGGCAUGGAAACCCUCCAUAAUAUGGGUUUUACAGCACACCCACGCACAGUAAUUAAUACUAAUGAAGGCAUUGCUGCAAAUCAUAGCAAAACUGUGAAUGAUUUUUUUAAAAAUGCAGCAGAAAAGGGUCAUAUGGUGGUAAUUUUUAUAGAUGACUACCAUAAUAUCCAUGCUAAUCGACGUGCCACUACUUCUGCAACAUCACAAGUCACCCACAUGGCAACACUUCUUUUGAAGUCAUUCCCAAGUGUUGAAGCAAUUAGCCAUGCAACCUUUCCAGUCAAUGAUAUAAAGCCAGCAAACUUUGAGAACUUGAAAAGUGUUCUUGACAAUAACAUUGAUUUUUUAUCAAAGAGCUAUGUCAGUGUAAUGCCAGACUGGAUGAAAGCAGAGUUUUUUGACCCUGAAUCAGAAAGGCAUAGGUUGUUUAUCCAUGAUUACCAAAGAAUGACACAGCUAAGAUCUAUGGAUAACUGCAAGCUAGUUGACUCAAUAGAGAUGCCACUAAAAUCAUAUGACAAUUUUCGUACUGCUUUGGCCAUACUGCUUGAAAAUGGUUUGUCAUCAUACCUUCAAAGAUAUGUUGUUCCUCUUGUUGGUGAUUGGCCUGCUCAGUUCUUUGUUCGUCAAGUUGUGUAUAACAAAGAUGAUACAUUAUCUCAUCAAUGUAGCAAUAUUGUUCCUUUCAUAGGCCCAUUGCAUAUUUCAUUAAAUUCAAGAGAAAUUGUCUUCAUAAAAUUUCAUGCUUUCUUUGCUGAGCUGUAUUCAUUUUUGUUUGACACUAAAAAUCCAUUAUCCAAAAAGCCUAAGCCAUACAUAAUUUCAUUCUUGUUGGAAGUGCUAUAUGGUGGUUGGACAUUGGUUAGGGAUGAGAUCAUUGCUGCCUUUCCAAAUUGUAAAGAUAUUGAAUAUCUUACAUUACUCAAUCUCCUUGACACUUACAUUCCUAUGACACUCAGUAUUUACUCAUUGGUAUUCAAAAGUAAUAUGGCAACUGAGUAUUAUCAGUCUUUAUUUCGUUGCUGGGUAAUGUUUCUUGUGUUCAGGAGAAGACAUUAUGACAAGGCUCCUUUGAUAGCUCUUUCCAACAUUGAGUACUGGAAAUUGGUUGGGCAUCCAAUCAUCAUUCCAAUUUCCUCCUCUCUUCCAGCUUUUGAUGAAUACCCUGUUGAAAAUUUCCACUCGUUAUUAAGGGCUAGGACCACAGAAACUGAUAAUGCUGACAAAAUAUCACACAAGGCAAAAGAAAUUGAUGCACUGAAGCAUGAGCUCCAUGACUUUGGAACAACAUUUGUGCCACCAAGGAGGCCAACAUAUAGUCAAAAGAGCAUUGACAAUUUAAAGGUUAAGGCAGCAGAAUUUCUUACAGCAAAGUUUGCCAAAGUAAGCUCUAAUAUGGGACAAGCAACAAAAAUUACCAAAACAACAGAAGGACGAAAGACAAAAGAAACAAAAUGGAGGCUACCAAACUUAUUUGGGCAGAAAGUUGUAGGUGAUGAGUUGCUUCCUACUGGCUACAUGUGUGAGACAAAUGCUCCAAAUCCAAAUCGAAAAUGCGAUAAAGAGGAAUGCAAGAAAUUAUACCCCACCUGGCGCGUAUUUAGCUGUGGCCACUCCUUUCACGUGCAAUGUCUUCUGCCUGCACUCAGCACAUGUUUCAUUUGCAAAAAAAUGCUGUCAGAGAAAUUACAGAUGCUCAGCGACAAAAUUAACCAUUCUGUUUUCGACACAAAUGGCCGUGGUGAAGCAUCAAAUGAUGGAACCAACUUUUCCAGUGCAGAGAAUGAGGACGGUGCUGAGGACCACGAUGUUCCUGGUAAUCUCGAAGGAUACAGUGGCGACACUGCUGAAGCAAGCGACGACGAAGAACGAGCUGGGCGUGUAGAGGCCCUCAUCUACAAGAUAGCCAACUGGAGACGACCUAUCCCAAAAAUGCACUAGCCAUUUGUUCGACCAUUCUUUACCGGUUUUUGCUGAUUCCAACACUGUUCGAGUAUUUUAACUAGCUAAUUUAAAUUCCGUCUUGAUUAUAUCAGAAGUCAGAAAGUCCAACGAUUCCCGUACUAGGUAGCAGCAGCUGCUCAAAAGGCAUCCACCAAAAAAGUUUUUCCUUGAAAAUUAAUCGCUAUGCCAUAAAAAGAUGAGUUGCCUGUUAGCUAGGUAUAAAACUGGCUUUUCGUCUAAACUUGCCGCCAAUUUGUCGCAGAGACCAACUACCAUCUCGAGUGGACUUCGUAAUAACUUAGAGGCUUUCUAAUUUGCAUAAUCACGCCACGAUGGAGAUCCCCUUCCCUCGCAUUGGUGCCUUGGAUUUGGGCAGUCCCUCAAUUUCCGCAUCAGAGGGCCGUAUUUUUGAUGGACCGUAAGGGUCAUUAACAUAAAUGGAAAAAAGACACGUAUUAGCUACAGGACAUUUGUAAAAUUGAUCGCAGAGACGAGAUUUCUAGACCUAUUACUUAAAAUUUGGUCUUGUAGGAAGCUGGAUAGAAUGGGCCUAGCCCCCCCGAGAGAUAGGAAAAGUUCAACCUAAGAUUUUAGGAAUACUACGUCGAGUUAACUCAAAAGCAGCGGUAGUUUUUUAGUAAAUUUAAUAAACAUUGUAUAUUUUUAUUUUUCGCUGAUUUUAUUUAAUGUAUAUUUUCGUGGCGGCCCAAAAUUCCAGUAGUGGUUUCCCUCCACAGCUAAGGGUGUUUUCGUGACAAAUGUAAACAAACCAUGCAAGAUUCGCGGGAUCUGAUUGGCUAUCGAAUUUGGUAAACAAAGCAUCUUAUUGGACGAAAACGAAAUUCCGCUAUGCUUAGCCCGUUAUCAAAUUAGUAUAUUUAUGUCAUAAUUCAUUCUUAAAACCUCAUGCAAUGUAUGGCAGAAUGGGGAAUUAUAUUGGAAGCAAAAAGGGGCUUGUCCCCUGAAAAACAAUUUAAAUCACGCUUUUUGGAAAUUCAAAAAAAUGCCGAAAUUUAAUGUCUUUUCUUUUCACAAUUUGCUUUGGGAAGAAGAUUCUCAGUCAAACUGAUUGUAAUUGAAACUCUGAACGGGUGGCAAAAUAUUUAGGUGUCAAAUGAUGUUAAGUGGUUUGCAGAUUUUGAAAGUUAGACCAAAGCCCAAAGCCUUAAGCCAUUUUUCAGAAAAAUCUUCGGACAGUCGCUAUAUUAUUUUGUAAUACUCGCAGCGAAUUCGCAUAAAAAUUUCUGCCAGUGUAAAUUGAACUUCGAAUUCGCUUCGCGCGAAAAAUUCGUCUUAACUUUUAACCCGGUUUUGUUUUAACCCGGGCUCGUCUAGAAAGCAAGAUGGCAGCCUCAAAGUCAAGUGAUGAGGAAGUUAACAACGAUCAAGAUUUGGCCUUCGUGGCAAACAUGGGAAAAUUAAUAGAGCACAAUGCCCUUGGCAUAUCUUUAGCCAUUGGUUACCGUGUAGGACUGAUUGAAGUUCUUGCAAAUCUUGACGAACCCAAGACUUCGAUUGAAAUUGCUGACAAAGCUGGCCUAAAUGAGAGAUAUGUUAGAGAAUGGUUGGCAAUCUUGGCAGUUGCAAAGGUGAUAAAUGUUGACAAAGAGACUAAUACCUAUUUCCUUCCAAGGAACCGUAGGAAAUUUCUAAACAGCCCUUAUACCAGAUUCAACUUUGAAGUAUUCUUCACAAUGUUCCCACCAAUUAUACCUCAGUUAGAAACAUGUUUUAGUAAGGGUGGAGGCAUAUCAUAUGAUAGCUAUGCUGGAUUCCAUGCGUGGAUGGACUCAUUGUCAUCGUAUGGCCACAAGAUGACAUUGUUACAACAUCACAUACCAUCAAUAGAAGGCUUGCAUGAGAAGCUGGAGUCAGGUAUAUGUUGCCUGGAUGUAGGAUGUGGGAUGGGAAGCCCAGGGCUGUUAUUAGCAAAAGAGUAUCCAAAAAGUCAAUUCUAUGGUUUUGACUUAUCUGAAGAGGCAAUAACUCAUGCUAAAGAAGAGGCAGAUAAAUUGGGAUUGCAAAAUAUUAAUUUCUUGGUGAAAGACUGUGCAAAGUUUUAUCCAGAAUAUGAGGAAAUGUUUGACUACAUAUCAGCCCAUGAUGCAAUCCAUGAUCAAGCAUAUCCAGCUGCUGUUUUGUCAUCCAUUUUCAAGAUGAUGAAAAAGGGUGGGAUUUUCUCAAUGAUUGAUGUUGAGGCACACAGUCAUCCUGCUGACAAUAUAGAUGUUUCAAAAGCAACUUUGAAGUAUACCUAUAGUCUUAUGCAUUGCAUGCCUGUCAGUCUUUAUUUUGAAGGUGGAGCUGGCCUGGGUACUUGCUGGGGAAGGGAGCUGGCUACACAAAUGCUGAAAGAAGCAGG